Messenger RNA from Blastocystis hominis, 561 nucleotides. RefSeq lists its product as hypothetical. The record is from RefSeq and is a predicted model, not a curated record. Lineage: Eukaryota; Bigyra; Opalinata; Blastocystidae. Bases 1 to 561 code for a protein of 186 amino acids. The transcript is spliced from 5 exons.
AUGAUGAAAUCGGAGCAGGAGAAAAGUUCCAAAUUAUGUGAGCAUUCUGAUAUUGCAAAAUUGCGCUGUGUGAAUAAGGAAUUAUAUGAUUGGUCCUAUCAAAAGGAUGUAUUUCUUCAAAUCAUAUCAAGCAACGCGUUUACCGGUUACUCUGUCAUAGAAUAUUGGGAAAAUUGCUUGCUACCCCAAAAAUUGUCUUUAGAUUAUGAAUCGGUGUAUGAUCAUUUGCGUGGGUAUGGGUUUGGCAGACAAUUUGUGGAGGAUGAAGGUAUUUAUGGAGAUAUCAGUCGUGAUGUCAAUCGCACUUUUCCCACCCAUAUCUUAUUCAAAACUGCCGGUGGUCUAGGCCAAAUGAUGCUGGAGAACAUUCUUCGUAGUCUGAGCGAGUACUUCUCCAACAUUGGAUACUGCCAAGUACUCUCGUGUCUUGUUGCCUGCUUAAUUCAGGGAAUGAAUUUUGUGGUCGGUGUGAUUAUAAUCGCGAUCGUCGACCCCAGCGGGAUUGGCUUUGAAGGGAACGAGGCGAGUGACGAGCAAGUGCUGCGAAAUACGGUGCUGUGA